Messenger RNA from Cygnus atratus (black swan), 5488 nucleotides. Its product is annotated as arylsulfatase D-like. Bases 296 to 2122 code for a protein of 608 amino acids. Gene Ontology annotation, molecular function: arylsulfatase activity. The record is from RefSeq and is a predicted model, not a curated record. Lineage: Eukaryota; Metazoa; Chordata; Aves; Anseriformes; Anatidae. The transcript has 12 exons.
AUGUGCAUGAGCAGCCAGGGCAGAUUUAAGGACUGCCUUCAGCAACAGACGUUAGAUGCUGUGAUGUAGUAGCAGUUGCUGUGCUGAAAAAUUUGGAAUGGUUUUAAGUCGACUGAAAAUAAGCUCACACUCCAGUGCAUCAGCUGCCUGCUUUGAGCCUAACUUGAUAUUACCAGACAAAAAUAUCUCGAGGAAGUGUUUCGAAGGCAUUUCCCUUUACAACAAUAUUAUUCUCAUCCAUGCCUGAGUACAAAGUGAAUCGGCAGCAGAGAACUUAUCAUGAGAAGAUGCAAACAUGACAAGGCUCUUUCUCUUGGUUUUACAUGAUCUGAACACUCCAAAUGCAAAAAUGAUUUGGCAACUAACAUCUUACUGGACAUCCCUGGUCACUUCCGUGAUUUUCGGUCUGCUUCUGCAGCCACCACUGGCACAGCUUUCCAUCAUCACACAGCCAAACUUUGUCUUGUUGAUGGCUGAUGAUCUUGGCAUAGGGGAUGUAGGUUGCUAUGGGAAUGAUACUAUCAGGACACCGAACAUCGAUCGCCUAGCAAAGGAAGGAGUGAAACUGACCCAACACAUCGCUGCAGCUCCACUGUGCACCCCAAGCAGAGCAGCUUUCCUCACUGGCCGAUAUCCCCUCCGAUCAGGAAUGGAUGCAAUAAACAAUUAUCGCGUUAUUUUUUGGAAUGGUGGCUCAGGAGGGCUCCCUCCAAAUGAAACCACUUUUGCCAAAAUUCUACAGCAACAAGGCUACAGCACAGGACUCAUAGGGAAGUGGCAUCAAGGUGUUAACUGUGAAUCCCGCAAUGACCAUUGUCAUCACCCUUUGAACCAUGGGUUUGAUUAUUUUUAUGGGAUGCCUUUUACGGUAAUAAGUGACUGCCAAACAACAGAAGCACCAGAGAUGGACAGAGUCUUCAGAAGAAAACUCUGGCUUUACACUCAGAUGAUUUGCCUUUUUACAUUCACUGCUGCCCUAGGGAGAAUCACCGGCUUGAUUCCAGUCCGCUGGAAAACACUGACCUGCCUUGCUGGGUUUAGUCUCCUGUUCUUUGUGUCCUGGUUCUCAAGCUACGGAUUUGUGAGAUACUGGAACUGCAUUAUGAUGAGAAACCAUGAAAUUACUGAGCAGCCAAUGGUGACAGAAAGGACUACAUCCCUUAUCUUGAGAGAGUCCAUUGCAUUUAUUGAAAGAAAUAAGCACAAGCCAUUCCUCCUCUUUCUUUCCUUUUUACACUCCCACACCCCUCUCCUCACCACAGAGAAGUUUCUUGGGAAGAGCAGCCAUGGUUUAUAUGGAGACAACGUAGAGGAGAUGGACUGGAUGGUGGGACAGGUUCUAGACGCUAUUGACAAGGAAGGCUUGAAAAGUACUACACUGGUUUACUUUGCCUCUGAUCAUGGUGGUUGGCUGGAAAGACAAGAAGACAAAAGGCAGCUGGGUGGUUGGAAUGGAAUAUACAGAGGUGGAAAAGCUAUGGGAGGCUGGGAAGGAGGAAUCCGUGUCCCUGGGAUACUUAGAUGGCCAGGAGUGUUACCUGCAGGCACAGUUAUCAAUGAACCUACAAGUCUUAUGGACAUUUACCCCACAGUAACUCAUCUGGCUGGAGGGGUAGUACCACAGGACAGGGUAAUUGAUGGCCGGGAUCUGAUGCCUUUACUGCAAGGAAGAGUUGAGCACUCAGAGCACGAGUUCCUGUUUCAUUACUGUGGCAUUCACUUACAUGCUGUGCGGUGGUACCAGAAGGACAGUGGAGCCAUCUGGAAGGCUCAUUAUGUGACCCCAAACUUCCAUCCACUUGGGGCUGGAGCUUGUUACGACAGAGGAUUUUGCCCGUGUUUUGGGGAAGGCGUGACCCAUCAUGAGCCUCCAUUGCUGUUUGACCUCUCACGAGACCCUUCUGAAGCCAAACCUCUGUCAGCUGACACUGAGCCCCUCUUUGACGCUGUGAUAGAGCGGAUUGGGAGAGCCAUAGAAGAGCACCGCAGAACACUGACUCCAGUACCGCAGCAGCUCUCCCUGUACAAUGUCGUCUGGAAGCCAUGGCUGCAGCCCUGCUGUGGGACGUUCCCUUUCUGUUGGUGUGAUAAGGAAGGUGAUAGUGAACUUGAUGACCUAUAAGGGAAACAACCAAAGUUCCUAAAGUUUUCAGGUCUUUUCUCUGGGGGUGUUUCUCUGGUGAGUUGUUUGAUUAUAAUUUUUUUUUCUUGGUUUUGUUUUGUUUUUAAUGAAGUCUUUAUUUGAGAAUUUCUCCAGUGAAUGGCACAGUAUUUGGUAAAGGUGUCUUUAAGCUGGAUAUUCUCAGGGAGGGAUAAAGACAGUAUGAUCUGAACUGCAUGUUUUAACUUGCAUCUGCUGACAACUGAAUAAAUAGUUCAAAUGCACUGAAACAGGCCAAUGUUAGAGCUGUACCAGUAAUUCUAUGACUUAUCUUUUGUUGUUUAUGAAUGUGCAUUUAGAAGCUUAGUUUUCUUUUUUGUUCUGAAUUUCUAAGUCAUUAAGGGUCUGAGGUGUCCCUUUUUUUUUUUUUUUUAAUACUUACUGGCAAUGCAUAGCAGGCCCUUAUAAAAUAUUUUUGCAGACUACUUUUCCUCCUGCCUCCCAAAUAAUUCUAGAAUAAUUCUGCCUACAGUUCCUCACAGAAACUCCUUUAUAAGUGGCUUCCUUCCCUGUGUGUAGUUAGUCUCUCCAGCAGCAGCAAUGAUGGCAGCUGGAUAGCCUGGGGCUUCUGGAUCAGGAUUAAUUGCCUGGGUGAGGAUUAAUUGCCUGAUUGAGGCAUAAAGCUUAAAAAUGUGAUGAGCUGGGGCUGCCAGUGAUUUUUGAGAAGGACAGAACUCCUCUGAUUGGAGUCAGCCUCUUUUGAUGGAGAACACAAAAAGCAAAAGUCUCCCUUUCCAAAGCCCCCAUUGCACCGAGAUUCCUAAGCAGCACUGGCAAGGGCAUAGUGGCAUUCAUGGUCACAGAAGUACAACACAGAUAACUGGUUUGGUCAUUUGUUCACAGGUCACAUAAGUUAUCUUGCUGCCCUAGAAAUGGCUAGGACCCAUUUCUCUCCUUUGAUAAAACCAGAAGAAGCCCAACAUUUAUUUUCCCCCUUGUUCCCCACAGUACAUCCACUGGGAAAUCUGCAGGUAAAUAAAAUCCUACAGAUUAAAAGCAAAGUUGUAUUGCAUGCUGUGACCUCAUGCAUUUCACAGACUCUUUCUCCCAGAAGAGCACCUAGAUGCUCCUUCACUGUUAUUCAUGAGAAAAAGCCUCAGUCCUAUUGUGAAAACUUCAGGAGAUGAAGUGAAUCCAUUACUUCACAUAUACUGUAUUGUUGCUUAAUUUUCUCAAUUUUUAAGAGUGUGUUUUAUUUCUCAUUUGAAUUUAUUUGAUUUCAUUGUUUCUUUCUUGGCUAGGUUUAAAGGUAUUUUCAUAUUUGAUAGCCAAUAUUUUCUUUACAAGAGUUUACUGCAAUAAGGCCAGCAUUUAUCAAUCUUCUCAGUCUUUCUCCAAGACCUCACUUCCAUUGUUAAGCCAGCCUAGUAUCUGAGAUUUUACAUCCUCUCAGUUUUUUAACACCCUUAAAAAUAUGCGGGUAUAAGACCUGUUCAUAUAACUGAAACAAUUUUUCUUGCACAGGAAUACUUCAUAGCACUGCACAAUAUCUGUUUGGAGCUAGAUGGCACAGGAAAAUAUCUGAACUAGAAAUUGUGCUGGUCAUUGGGGUUUGGCAAUGAAAGCACACUUAUCGGGGGGGACAAAACUUUUGCUUGUUCCAGUCUCAGGAUCAUCUCCUAGGCACCAACAUGUAACUCUUCCCCCUCCAGUCUUCUUCCUCCACGUGCUGUUGAACAGCUACAUAACAAUGUCACCCCAGUCCCCAAUCUCCCUUAAUAGGAGUUUUAUAAGCAAAUGGUGGCCCACGCAGUCAAUAAAAUAGGCCCAUGACCAGUCAUCAUGCUGUACCUUCCCAGAAGUUUCAGAUGUUGCACUUCUGCCACUUUUUGACCUGUAGCUCUUCCCAAGACUCAUUGCAUUCAGGUCUUGUUUGCAUAGUCCUGUUGCCCAUGAUUGAUUAUACCCAGUUAAUAUGGCACAAGCAACAUAAAACUCAUUCAGCACACAACAGGUAAUGAAAAUCUGCUUUCAGAAAGGUUAGCAUUAUUAGGACCCAUUGAGAUCUGUUGGCUUGUUCUUUCACCAAAGCACAGACUAUCUGAGGAGAUUCUGGACCACCCAAUCACUCAAGGUACAACUCUAACUUCCUAGGUUUUUACCACUUCAUGGCCCUUGAUCAUUAGGGAUGCUGCAGAUCAUGGAGAGUGUGGGAAACAUACCACAGAUGCCCUAUGUAAAUUUGCACAAAGCAUAUGGGGACUGUAGACUCUCAAAUAGUAAUGCUCUUACACCUGGUGUUGACUCUGUUAGGAUUUAGUAGUGGUUAACUUGUACUACCAAUCACUCCAAGAAGAGGGCCUUCACAGCAAGACAGCACAAGUGUAACUAAAUGCAUGAUAAGAUAAUUGUAAUCAAUAUCACCAGGACAGGGUGAAGCAGCAGGUGUAACAGGGCUUUCCCAGUCACUGACCAUCCUCCAAAGACACCACCCCAGCAGGCAGGCAAUGAGUUUCCUACAAUAACUUUAUCACCACAGUUUUGCCAGUCAUGUUAAUUCCUCAGUCACUCACAGACGAAAUGAUUUUCAUGCAGAUCCACAGAACACAGAGAAAUUCUUUUUUUCCUCUUUUCUUUUUCUUUUAUGUAUUUGAAAUGACUCUUGCAAAGCAGGGGGUUUAAAGAAUCCAUAUGCAGAAGCUCAUUAAUCUCCUCUAAUAUUGCAUUGUUCCUUUUGAGUGCUUUGUUCUCGGGCCAUUUGUGAGUUGAUAGCAACCCAUUUACAUGUGUAAUUCUGGGAAUAAAUUCUUCAAAUGAUGACUUUUUUAAAUGAAUAGCUGUGAAAUGUUUUGAAAAUUUCAGGCUUUUAAGACAUUUCUCAUUCAUUGUCAGUAUUGUAAAUUCAGCAACAUUACUAUUUACCACACAAACUGAGAAAAAAAAUAAAGACAGCAACAGGAUAUAAUGGGCAGACCACUCAGUGCAUAAGGGAUUGGCUUGAUGGUGUGUCCUGGUUUCAGGUAGGACAGAGUUAAUUUUCCUCCUAGUAGCUGGUAGGGUGCUAUGUUUUGGAUUAGGAUGAGAAGAGUGCUGAUAACAUGCUGAUGUUUUAAUUGUUGUAGAGCAGUGCUUACACCAAGCCAAGGACUUUUCAGCUUCUCGCUCUGUCCUGCUAGCGAGCAGGCUAGGGAUGCAGCAGGAGCUGGGAGGGGACAGACCCAGGACAGCUGACCCAAACUGGCCAAAGGGGUAUUCCAUACCAUCUGACGUCAUGCUGAACAAUAUAUAGGGGUGGCUAGCCGGGGUGGGGGGCCGGCUGCUCAGGGAUAGGCUGGGCAUCAGUCAACGGGUGGUGAGCAAUUGCAUUGUGCAUCACUUAUUUCGUAC